Molecule: messenger RNA, 4107 nt
Organism: Morone saxatilis (striped sea-bass)
Lineage: Eukaryota; Metazoa; Chordata; Actinopteri; Moronidae
Gene: dhx30
Product: DEAH (Asp-Glu-Ala-His) box helicase 30
Exons: 19
Coding region: 18-3485 (1155 amino acids)
Cellular component (GO): intracellular anatomical structure; nucleus; cytoplasm
Molecular function (GO): DNA helicase activity; ATP binding; G-quadruplex RNA binding
Source: RefSeq, a predicted model, not a curated record
CGGGAGCUUCUUGAAAGAUGGCGGCGCCCCGUUUUUCACUCGUGCGGCUUAAAGCGCUGUUCAAUAUCGGCAAAUGCGUCCACACAGGAGACAAAACGGCGUCCAACUGGGGCAGAGACGUGCGGUGGUGUCAGACAAAAGCCCGAACCUUACGGGACCAGGGUACAUCACAUGUCCAGACUAAACAAGACCUUCUCCUGAAGGAGUUCCCGGACCCAAAGGGUCUCCUACAUAGCACCAUCUCCCGUUCAGUGAGAACAGGCGACCUGUCCCAGCUCAUCCAGUACAGCUGCACGGAACAUGCGGGUGUCAAGAGAGCCACCGUCACACUACACUGGCCCUACAAGAUCGAAGAGGAGGGACACGCUGUCAGGAAGCUGGAUGCAGAGCGAGUUGCUGCAGCGGCUGCUUGUCUCAAACUCAAGGAAAUUGGUGUCAUUGGUCCAAAUAAUCAGCUCCCUGGCAGGAAAGCUGACGGGAGGAGAGGGGGGCUGCUUUCAGCUUUUUGUGAUGAGAACGACCUGUUGACAGAUAAUUUCAAUGUGUUUAGAGAGAAGGCACAUGUACAAAACCAACAGACGGCCACUGAAGUAGAGGCCUCCCAAAUAUAUGAAGCUCUUACCCUGUUUCCACAACCUAAACAUCUCCUCAUCAGGGUCAUCCAGUUGGCUAAAUCCAACAGAGUCACGGAGAUAAUGCAAUUCACAACAAGAAAUGAGAUUACUCAGCUGACCCUGCAGUGGCCAGAGAAGAUGACAUUCUCAACCAAAGCGAGGAACCGAGUGACAGGGGAGAGGAUGGUCGCGGCUCUGGCCUGCAUGAAACUGAAGGAGCUGAAACUGUUGGACAGUAACAACAAGCCGCUGAGUCACGUCAAGUACCACCAAGCAAAGGUGAAGGAGCUUGCAGAACAACAAAGACGCCCCGUCCCCCUGGAAAUCCCAGACUACCUGAAGGAGUCCAUAAAAGAGUACCAAACACAGUACCCAGUGGAAGAAGAAGUGCAGAAGGUGUGGGAGGAGAAAGAGGCGAGAGAACAGCAGACGGUACAUGAGGAGGAAGAUGAGGUCUUCGUGACAGACGCCAUCACAGGCAUGCUGUACAGGCCUCUGUCUGAACGGGAAGUCAAGAAGCUCAGUUACCACCUGCAGGAAAAAUGGGAGAGAGCAAACCCAGUGCUGAGUGUGGAGCUCCCAGUCGAUGCCCACCGUCAGCGGGUGGUCUCAGCAGUGCAGUCCUCCAGGGUGGUCGUGAUCGCUGGCGAAACGGGAUGUGGGAAAUCGACCCGAAUUCCCCGAUUCCUGCUGGAGGAGUGUGUGAGAAGUGGCAGGGGGGCUGAGUGCAACAUUCUGGUGACCCAGCCCCGUCGGAUCAGUGCUGUGUCUGUGGCCCACCGUGUCGCUCAGGAGAUGGGUCCAGAUCUAAAACCCUAUGUGGGACAUCAGGUCAGACUUGAGAGCAAACCACCAGAGCACAAUGGAGGAUCCAUGCUCUUCCUCACGGUGGGCAUCCUGCUGAAGAAGCUGCAGUCAAACCCGUCCCUGUUGGGAAUCAGCCAUGUGGUGGUGGAUGAGGUUCACGAGAGAGACAUCAACACAGACCUGCUGCUGGCUCUGCUGCACUCCAGCUUAGAGAAAAACCCCAACCUACGAGUGGUGCUUAUGAGUGCUACUGGGGACAAGCAGAGGUUCGCUGAGUACUUUGGAGGCUGCCCAGUGGUAGAGGUGCCUGGGUUCAUGUACCCAGUGAGGGACAGAUACCUGGAGGAUGUGCUUAAAGAGCUAGGACGCCUACUGCCAGUCCAGCAGACAGCGGAGUCAGAAAGGAAGGGACGAACACGCGAUAUUGCAACAGAUGUAGAUUUAGUAGCUGACGUAAUCGAGCACAUUGACCGACAUGGACAGCCAGGUGCAGUGUUGUGUUUCCUCCCUGGAUGGCAGGAAAUCAGGGCUGUUACAGAGAAACUCAUGAAGAGGCCCCACUUUUCCUCAGGCUCACAAAUGAUCUUGCCAUUGCACUCUAGUUUAUCAGUACAAGACCAGCAGGCGGUGUUCCAGCACCCCCAAGUGGGCCAGAGGAAGAUUGUUCUCACGACUAACAUUGCUGAGACUUCAAUCACCAUAGAUGACAUUGUCCAUGUGGUGGAUACAGGAACUCAUAAAGAACAGAAUUAUGAUCCGCUGACUAAGGUCUCCUGUCUGGACACAGUUUGGAUAUCUCAUUCUAAUGUCACUCAAAGAAAAGGCAGAGCAGGGCGUUGUCAGCCAGGACAGUCCUACCACCUUUUUUCACAAAAGCAGCUGAAGACCAUGACUCACUUCGCCAUCCCUGAGAUUCUGCGCACCCCACUAGAGAAUUUAGUAAUGCAAGCCAAAAUCCACAGUCCGAAGUGCAAGGCUGUAGAUUUCCUGUCUCAAGUGUUGGACAGUCCAGAGCCACAAGCUGUGAAAGUUGCUGUCCAAAAUCUUGAAGACAUUGGAGUCCUGGACAAGAAUGAAAACCUGACUCCUUUAGGAGAGUCUGUUUCGUAUAUGUCAUGUGACCCUCGUCUGGGCAAAUUGCUGGUCCUGGGUGUUAUGUACAGAUGCGUACUGCCCAUGCUGUCAGUAGCUGCCUGUCUGACCAGAGACCCAUUCCACAACAGCCUGCUGGACAGAGCACAAAUUCUCAAGGUGAAAGAAGCUCUGAGCAACUCGGACUGCAGUGACUAUUUGGCGUAUAUUAGAGCUGUGUUAGGCUGGAGGAAAGUUCAGCAAGAGGGGGACAGAGCAGACCGAGAGGACUAUCUGCACAAUCACACUCUGUCCGGGUCAAGCCUUCGAUUCAUCAAUGGUCUCAUUUCUCAGUUCAGCUCGAACCUGCAGGAAGCCAACCUGGUGUCUCAUGCGAAUAAGUGCCUGCAACAUACUUCUGCUUACAACGAGCACAGCAACCAGGAUGAGCUGCUAAAAGCUGUCCUGCUGGCUGGAUUCUAUCCCAACCUCAUUCAGGUGAAGAAAGGUGGGGUAACCAAAGGACGCUUUCGCCCAAACAGUCUGUGUUUCCACACAGUCAACGGGCCAGUAGAGCUUAAGCGAUCAGUGAACAGAGGAAAAAAGGAGCUUCCAAGUCACUGGUUGACGUACUUCAGCGCUGUCAAGUCCAGCGGGGUUGUUUUCAUCAGAGACUCUUCUGUGGUCCAUCCACUCGCCCUGCUGCUUUUCACAGACUGUGAUAUCUUAGAGACAGUGAAAGGAGACAAAGUGGAAUUAUCACUUUCUGGACACACUCUGGUGCGCUGUGAGUUGUCAGUUGACACCUGGGAGCUGCUGUGGGAUCUACGCACUUCCAUGCAGGCCAUGCUGUAUCGCAACUUCAGCAAUCCCAGCAAUGCAACCAUCCACUUUGCUCAAGAUAGAAAGCUCAUCUCAUUACUUGUGGAGCUGCUCAACAAUACAAAUUCAAACCCUUUCAUUCAGAACAACAGUGACAGUGAGGUGGACUGAUGAUCUAAAACGUGAUGUAUGUUGAACCUGGCUGGUACUGAGGAACCAAGGUGGAACACGGUAUCUCCAUUGUAUAUUUUUUUAUUUAAAGAAUGUUUGAGUCACUAUACUAUGUGCUGAUUUAGAAACACAUACUGUCUGCUAGGAUUAUCUUUCAGGUAAAUGAUAAACUGUGAUGUGAGGAAAUCCAUUGGUUUGGAUUUUGGACUAUGGUUUACUGUUCAUAAUGAUUUGCUUUUGGAAUAGCAAAAGUGGAAUUUUCUAAUGAGUAAAGAAAAAUAAUUGUUAAAAAGACUGCAUGCAGUGCAGGAUGUCAUAUUUAUUGCAAUAAAUGUUCACAUGCUAACCUCCAGAAACUGAUCAGAUCCUUUUUAUUGUUUAUGAAUUAUUCAACUGCAGAUAGAUGGAAGGGAGAGAACUGACUUUUUUCCCCCUUAAGUUCCCAUUGUUUAGGAAAAAUCCUUCAUAAACUGUGUGUGAAAGCAGGUCAGGCGUCUUAGUAAUUCUUCCAUCAUGACCUCAGAGGUCAUAAUGCAAAAUCUGCAGAGAGAAAAGUAUCAGUGUUCACUUACAUUUAAUGUUCCAUGAACUAAUACUAAUAAAAAAACAUGUUUUUGGUGUA